Messenger RNA from Porites evermanni, 13262 nucleotides. NCBI's taxonomy places the organism in Eukaryota, Metazoa, Cnidaria, Anthozoa, Scleractinia, Poritidae. The record is from the annotation of a GenBank genome assembly.
AUUACUGUCGGUUUGAUUAAUUUCCAAGUCAACUUGAAAUAAUAAUCAUUUUGUCGGAAUAAUGUUGUGAUUAAAAUGGCUGCCAGUGUCGGGCAGGAUUUUUCUAGGAGUAAAGAACAACUUACAGAUGGCGAUGGUGAUGGCGAUGAAGAUGAUGACGAGGAAAUAUUAGAUCCGCGAGUUAAGGUAGAGAAAGGCUACAGAACUGAUAACAACUCUUGGUCUUUUAGAAUUAAAAAGUUAGGAUUACUGCUACAGUGGCGGGGAGUCAGAUAUAUUUUUGCUUUUUGGAUCGCGUUCAUCAUUGAAUCUAUUUUUUUCACCAUUCAGGGCGAACUCGACCGGCUGAACUCCUCAACCGCAGAGAUCAAUCGUUUGGAACAAGACCUCGAGGUAUACGUAUUGUAUACUCUAGUUGCUAGCAUUUGGUCCGUGUUUAAUAUUUUAGGGAUAAACAAUACCGAGCUUAUGUUGUCCCCCUUACUGGAGGAUGAAUACGUCAUAUUUUGACGGCAAUGUUUUUGUUGUAAGCUCAAGUGCUAUUUUAAACUCUUUUAAAAUGUUGUUAGAAGGAUUAUAUUGGUGUUAUUUAAUAGAGAAGAAAUCGAUCAAUUCACAUGUAAAUGAAGAUGCAUUAUGUGGGCAAGCUUUUGUUUGAAAUAAUCCUCUUAGUGUGUGCCUUAAAGCUUAGAGAGCAGAAGUGGGCGAUUUCAGGAAAAAAAUCCUGCUAACAGACAUCAAGAACUAAAGGAAAAAUUAUUUCAUUGUGUUAAAAUUCUUACAUUUCGUAAUAGAGGAGUUCACGCUCAUAGUUGCAUCAGGGGUUAAAUCAGAGCAAGAUGGCGGGAAAUGAGAAGAUUUGUAUUAGAAUUCAAAGCCAGCUAAUUCUUCCUGAAUUCGUAUAUUUGAUGCUUUCUCUUUGAAAAGAGUAACUUACGAGUUCAAAGAAACAAUACACUAAAUCUGGAGUGCAAAGAAGUCUGUGAUCAGUUUUAAGAAAACCUCAAUUUUUCCAUACAUUUUCUGUAAUUUUGAUACUGUCAAAUUACAGAAAAUGUAUGGGUAAAUCAAGGUUUGGCUCAUGAAAAGUUUGGCGUCUGACCCAGGCCUCUGGGGGGUUACGUAUGUCCCAAGUCUGAAAUAUUUUAAAGCCUUUCGUUUCAUGUAUAUUUGAGGAAAAAGGCAUGUCACUGUCGGGUUUUUUCUAUUGUAUUUGCUCUUUUGUCUGAUCAACCCAUCUUUUUGUCAUUGGUUGUUAUUUCUGCUGUCUUAUGUCACUGUUUCAAGGCCAUAUUGCUUGUCGGAAUUUACCCUAACAGGGCCUCGAGCGGAAAGUUAUGAAAAUUUGGAGAAACAAUGGGAAGGGAAGGGGCUCUAGCAUUAUUCAAGAAUCUUUUAAUCACAUAUCUAAAUCUUGUAAGAGUUGUACAAGUCAAUGAUAAAAACUCUGAUGAUCCCAGUUUUUGCUUUUACCGUAUUUAUUCAAAUAAGCGCCCAACCUCGAAUCAGCGCCCACCUCAGAUAAGCGCCCAUCCUAAAGGCGGAAAAAGUUAAAGGGACAGUGUCCCGAUUAUGCGCACGCACGAGCGUCAUCUGUUUUUUCGUCCGAAGACAAUGGAACUGUCAUAUUGACUCGACAAGAUUUCCCUCCGGACCGCACUGCCGACGGAGAUUUGUUGUUUAUAUUCUCAAGUAAUAUUUUAGACUUUCGAAGAAGUCUUUCGUCUUAUAUAAAUAUUUGGCUCGCGGUUCAAAGACUCAUCGCGAUUUUAUCGCUAGCUGGGCCGCCUUGCGACCCCAAAAUCUCGUUUCGCUCGCUUUAAAAACAUAUUUUCAAAUUUGAAACUCGUGUCAGAGGUCAAUUGUGCCAAGUCCAGUAAUAUCUGCCUGAUUUGCUCGCGUUCUAGCCUCAAACAUUGAAAGACAUUAAAAAAAAUGCAAUCUUAACGCUAUGAAUCAUCACAAAGGUUAGUCAAAAAUUAUAUUAUGAUUUCAGGGCACUAGUUUUUCUAAACAUGUAGCGCCUGUUUGUUUGAUUUUGUCGGCCGUAGGGAGAUUCAUUUAAAAGUUUACUAACGUGUCCUUGCAAGACAUUCUGCUUCGCGAAGCUCCCCUCCACAAGAUCUCCUCAGUCACAUCAAUGUCUCAAUGGUUUCUUUCUUAGAGUCUUUAUUGUUGCUGUUUCAUUUCUGCGUAUUCCUUUCACAAUUAUCUGAGCUUGUAUGGAAGCUAGCAGAAGAAAUAAGCCUUCAAUCGGCGUCAAAGUGCUUCCAAUCUUUUGGUCCUCUGGCCAACGGCAAUAAAAGUAAUGCCAUAAAAUCCAGAUUUUGCCCAAAUCGAAACUUAACCGGAACAAUAUAUCACUGAUCUGUAAUCCUGAGAAGUUUAAUUGUCGUAUUGAACCCAGCCAAGUGCGAUGCAAACGGAUUUUUCAAGGUCCCCUACUCUCCUCGCAUCUUUUGAUUUCGCGACAUCCUGUCCAAAAAUCGAAGUUUGGUGCAUGCGCAGUAACGGGAUACUGUUCCUUUAAUAAGCACCCACCCUUGAAUAAGUGCCCACCCCCUACUCCUCCCAAUCAAACUCAAAUAAGCGCUCACCCCACCCCACCUCACCCCACCCACUUGAGUGAAUAAAUUCUAAUAAGAGACUUCUAAUAAGAAACCUUGCUUUGUUACUUCUUCAAGUUCUGUUAUUAGCAUUUAUUGUUUUGUUACAAAAUAAACAUAAUUCACUUGCUGAAAAUGGUGAAAAUCUUAUAAGCGCCCAGCCUCGAAUAAGCGCCCACUCUCAAGGUCCAAAAAUUUAAUAAGCGCCCAGGGUGGUUAAUCGAAUAAAUACAGUACGUUAAUAUCAAUAAAUGACUUAAAAAAGAAAAACAUUUAUAUUUAUAAUUUAUAGAUUUUUUAUGGGUAAAAUUAAUGGAAAAGUGUCAAAGAUGUAGAAAUGAAUACUCUUCUUCAUAAUCAACUAUCUUCAGGAGCUACGAGCAACAUUCAGGCAGACCCUGACAGAAUCAGCAUACGUUCUCAAGAGUCAGUCGGCCUUUCUGGGAAACUGCGUCAAACAAGCACGACCAUAUUAUGAUGCUGUGCGCAAAGCAAAACAGGUUUGACAAUUGUGAUAAUAUUAUGAUAAAUUAAAUCUAAAAGCAGUGAAUACAGGUCACUAGGUUCCCGUGGGAUCUUUAACAUAACCUGACAGAUUUUUGAAGGAUCUUAGUUGGAUCCUAAACAGAUCAAAUCUUAAAGAAGAUGUUGGCAGAGAUUUUGCUGUUAGGAUCUUAGCAUCAGGACCUGAACAUCGAUGAAAUCGAUAAUUGAUGGACAAUCGAUCACGAAAUUUUUUGAGAUUAUUGAUUAUCAUCGAUUAUCAAUAUCAAUCGAUAAUCGAUAGGAAUCGAUCAAUUAACAUAAUAGAUAGUUAUCAAUAUGCAAUAUCAAUCGACUACCUAUUCAGUCAAACAUUUCAAUUUUCAAUUUCAUCGAGUACUUAAAUAAAGUUACACAUUUUGAUAUCAUUGCUUUUUAUUUAGUAAAAACUGGCGGGUAGCAAUGCGUAAACUUGUUUAUUCACCCACACGUUUCGCACGAGUUUAAGAUUCAUACAAACGUACUACGGAUAUGUGUGUAAGAAAAACAAACCCCACUGUUAUGCUUAUAUGCUUCAACGAAACAGCUGGCAAAUUAGGCAAGGUGUGAAUUAUUUUAUGCGUGAUGUAACGUUUGGAGCCAGUUUAGCUAAGUAUUCGUAAAAUAUGUUUAAUUUAAUGCACACAUUUCUGUUAUGUGGGCGUCUGCACAGACAUAUAAAGAAAGAAGAAAAAUAAAUAACAAUGAUCUUAAUCGUGUUUGAACGACGACUACGUCCCAGGUCAGUUGAAUCUUUGCAAUGAACUCGAACCUUAAUCGAUCAAGUUUGUACUACUGACAAUGAGAUAUGUUAAUUGUCUUAAUUAUUUGUGCUGUUUUUCACGGAGCCACAUCGAUGAACAAUUCUCAAACUUAAAUGCUAUUGAGGUUUAAAAAUAAUAUACGAUCUACGUACACUCCCGCGAUACCUGAAGAUACGGAGACAUGAAUUUAGUGCCAAUCGAUGGCAAUUGAUGAAAUUCGCGACCACCUAAAUGUGAUUAUUGAUUGAUCAUUGAUUGACCGAUGCCAAUCAAUGCUAAUCAGCAGUAAUUAAUCGAUUGUCAUCGAUUGAUCGAUUGAUUUUCUGAUCAUCGAUUUUCAUCGAUUGUUCAGGUCCUGUAGCAUCCUGUUGGCGGUCCGGUGAGAUCUUUAACAUAGGGACUUGGACAUGCAGGAACUUCGUAGAAUUUUGAACAGGAUUUGAAACAGGAUCUUGGUUGGAUCCUAACAGGAUUUUAAACAGGGUCAUGGUUGGAUCCUAAAGGGAUUUUAAACAUGAUCUUGGUAGGUUUCUAACAGGAUCCUUAGUACUAUUAUCCUAUAGGUUUCUGUGAGAUCUUAACAAGGACCUUAUAUUGGACAGGAUAAUUCUUGCAAGAUCUUAGUUGGAUCCUAACAGGAUUUUGCAGGAUCUUAAAUGGUUUAAGUACAAUAUAGCAUUCUCUAGGUUCCAGUAUGUAAGAACUCAGCGAUUUUAUUUUAAUGGGGAUGAUUUUUUCAGUCACGGAUUGAGACUCAGAACGCAGCUUUGAAAUAUGAGAGAGCUUGUAGCUCACAUCAAGCAGCCAAGAAAGUUUUGGCAAUGGCUGAGCAGAAACUAGUUUCCACAUCCAAGGAACAUAAAGUGCUGGACCCAACAUGGCAGGAAAUGCUGAAUCAAGCUGUACUUAAGGUUUGAAUCCCCAUUUAGAUAUGUUUCUUUCAUUAUUUAAGUUAACUUUUGACAUUUAAACUUAAGCUUCAAUUACCUUCUGAGGAAGCAUCUUCCUGACAAACAAGCCUGUAUUGCAUUUUAAUUAGCAUUAGAUAGACGUGCUAUGGUUUGCCUGAGUACUAUAGUGUCUUCCAUUUCUGAGUUAAAAGAAUGUAAUGUAACAUAAUGUAAUGUAAUGUAACGUCAUGUAACGUCAUGUAAUGUAAUGUAAUGUAAUGUGUUCAUUAACUGUAAUAUAACAGUUAUAUAAUUGUCAUAUAACUGUUGUAUAACUGUUAUAUAACAGUUAUAUAACUGUCAUAUAACAGUUAUAACUAGUAUAUAUAACUGUUAUAUGACAGCUAUAUAUAACCGUUAUUAUAUAACUGUUAUACAACAGUUAUAUAACUGUUUGUCAGUUUUACUGUGAUAUAACUGUUAUAUACAGUAUAUAUAUAACUGUUAUAUAACAGAUAUAUAUAACUGUUAUAUAAGUGUUAUAUAACUGUUUGUUAUAACUGUUAUAUAACAGAUAUAUAUAUAACUGUUUGUUAUAACAGUUAUAUAUAACUGUUAUAUAACAGUUACAUUACUGUGUAAUAUAACAGUUAUAUAGCUGUUAUAUAACAAUAUAUAUAACUGUUAUAUGACAGUUACAUAACUGUUAUAUAACAGUUAUAUAUACUGUUAUAUAACAGUAUAUAUAACUGUUAUAACAAACAGUUAUAUAACUGUUAUAUAUCACUAAUAUAACUGUUAUAUAACUGUUGUUAUAUAACAGUUAACUGUGCAAUAAAUGUUGUUAUAUAACUGUUAUAUAACACUUAUAUAACUGUCAUAUAACAGUUAUAUAUAACUGUUAUACAACAGUUAUAUAACUGUUAUAUAACAGAUACAAAUAACUGUUAUAUAACAGUUAUAUAACUGUUUGUUAUAACAGUUAUAUAACUGUUAAAUAUAUAACAGUAUAUAUAACUAUUAUAUGACAGUUAUAUAACUGUUAUAACAAACUGUUAUAUGACAGUUAUAAAACUGUUAUAACAAACAGUUAUAUAACUGUUGUUAUAUAACUGUUAUAUAACAGUUAUAUAACUGUUAUUUACAGUAUAUAUAUAAAACUGUUAUAUAACAGAUAUAUAACUGUUAUAUAACUGUUUGUUAUAACAGUUAUAUAUAACUGUUAUAUAACAGUUACAUAACUGUUUAACAUAACAGUUAUAUAGCUGUUAUAUAGCAGUAUAUAUAACUGUUAUAACAAACAGUUAUAUAACUGUUAUAUAACAGUUAUAUACAGUUAUAUUACUGUUAUAUAACAGUUAUAUAACUGUCAUAUAACAGUUCUAUAUAUAUAACUGUUAUAUAACUGUUUGUUAUAACAGUUAUAUAACUGUUUGCUAUAACAGUCAUAUAACUGUUAUAUAUAUAUAACAGUAUAUAGAACUGUUAUAUGACAGUUAUAUAACUGUUAUAUAACAGUAAUAUAGCUGUUGUUAUAUAACAGUUAUAUAACUGUCCUAUAACAUUUAUAACUGUUAUAACAGUUAUAUACAGUAUAUAUAACUGUUAUAACAAUUAAGCAAUAGAAAACGUUUUCCAUGUUUGCAUAGCCUGAUAUAAACACGAGAGGGGUUGGGAGAAUUCGAAACAGUUAUGCAAACCCGAGACGAAGUCGAGGGUUUGCAUAACUGUCGAGAAUUCUCCCAAUGCCUCGAGUGUUUAUAUCAGGCUAUGCAAACACAGGAAAAAAGUUUUCUAUUGCUUUUAUAAAAUAACUUUCCCGAGAAAAAUCUGAUUAAAAGAGAAAUUCUUACCAGUCGCAAAAUCUUGUCCACGAAGUCUUGCACGCGUAAUCAGCUCUUGUUUUGGAAAAAGAUGCUUUGCAAAAUACGGAUUUUUGUCGCUUAAAAUGUCAGCUUAAGCGAAGAAAAAUUGACUCACCUUCUUUGUAACGAUUUUCCAUGUUUCAGCAGACAAAGGAAUGGGUAAAUAAAGUAAACUUGUCGAGUUUUGAACUCGAAAACUUUUUCAAAUUCGUGCUUGCGUGAUAAGCGCGCGAAAAGAUAAACAACUUGACGCCACAACCAUGUUUACAUACUCUCAUGCAAACACUCCUCUCGGCCAAUCAGAGCGCGCGUACUAUCUUAGUUAUUUUAUAAACAGUUAUAUAACUGUUAUAUAACAGUUAUAUACAGUUAUAUUUCUGUUAUAUAACAGUUAUAUAACAGUUCUAUAUAUAUAACUGUUAUAUAACUGUUUGCUAUAACAGUCAUAUAACUGUUAUAUAACAGUUAUAUAACUGUUUGUUAUAACAGUUAUAUAACUGUUUGUUACAACAGUUAUAUAACUAUUAUAUAACUGUCAUAUAACAAUUAUAUACAGUAUAUAUAUAUAACAGUUAUAACUUUUUGUUAUACUGUUAUAUACAGUAUAUAUAUAUAUAUAACUGUUAUAUAACAGUUAUAUAACUGUUAUAAAUGUAAUGUAAUGUAACGUCAUGUAAUGUAAUGUAACGUCAUGUAACGUCAUGUAAUGUCAUGUAACGUCAUGUAAAGUCAUGUAACGUCAUGUAAUGUAAUGUAAUGUAAUGUAAUGUAAUGUAACGUCAUGUAACGUCAUGUAAUGUAAUGUCAUGUCAUGUCAUUUAACGUCAUGUAAUGUAAUGUAAUGGAACGUCAUGUAAUGUAAUGUAACGUCAUGUAACGUCAUGUAAUAUAAUGUUAUGUCAUAUAACGUCAUGUAAUGUCAUGUAACGUCAUAUGAUGUCUUGUAAUGUAAUGUAAUGCAACGUCAUGUAACGUCAUGUAAUGUAAUGUAAUGUAACGUCAUGUAACGUCAUGUAAUGUAAUGUAACGUCAUGUAAUGUCAUGUAACGUCAUAUAACGUUACAUGACGUUACAUGACAGUUAUAACAACUCCAAAUAGAAAUAAGUAAAUGUAAAUAAAAAUUUAAGUGGGGGAGAUUUUCUCUGAAACAGGUGUCGUUUUAUUCAAGUAUGUCAGUUUUCGCAUUUUUUCAAUUUUCCAUUGAGCUAGUACUUUUGUUGCUAGAUCAGAGGAAUUGGGGGUUUUUCUAACAAUUUUGCAUUUUAGUAAUAAUAUUUCUGAGUUUGCAGGAUCCUGAUUUUUUGAAACAGUACUCCCCUUUUUAUUUUGUCUCUCACUGUUUUUCUGUUGGAGAAUUAACUUCAACUUUGCUUGGUAGGUGAUGGAAUCUGAUAAGGAGCGAGUUCGGAGUGAAAAGGAUCACCUACAAACUGCACGUGCAUUCUCUGAGGCUGGGAAUAAAGUGAAAGAAUUAAGAACUAAACUUAAGUCUGCCAUCAACAAGUCCAGGUAACCUAGGACCUUAGUAAACUAGAAGUCUCCAAAUUGUGUAACAGAAUGUUUUUCUUGUUUUGCCUGAUUGACAACCUUUUUUGUCCAGCCAGGAGUAAAAUCUGUGUCUGUGACAUUUUUUUUUUUUUAGGUAGAUCUUAAUUUCGUGAAGUAGUCUUCAUCCAAAAUUAUAUUAAUCUUGCAAAAGCCCAGUCAGGAUCAGCAGGCUGUCACCCGAGCAGUGUCUCCUCUUCUUCCCUGCCCUGCUUCCUUCCCCUCAGUCCUAGUUUUAUACUUUGCCCUCAUGCAUCUUGUGCGCUUCUCGUACUAAAAAGCUAAGAGGAAAUGAAAACAGCUGCUACACAGGCUGACAUCAGUUUGGUUGGUGUAUAAAACCUUAACAUGUAUGUAACACGUACAAUCAAAUCACUCAACUGUCUCCCAGUAGAUUUACUCUGAGCUAUUUAACUGAUGCAUCUGUUCAUUUCUAUUGCAGACCGUAUUUUGAUUUAAAGAUGAAGUAUGACUCAAUAUUAGAGGUAUUUACUGUGUUAUUCAUUUCGCUACGUACUUAUUUUAUCACCCUCAAAUACAGAAUACACGAUUUUCAGGUGAGCGAUGGCAGGCACAAAUAUAGAGCAACCAGCACCAGUUAUGAGACACGUGCGCCUUGCCCCAUUGCGCAUGUGUUAUGUCUGGCACUCCUUGCUCGAUAUUUAGCUCUUGCCUUCACCAUGCUGAAAAAUGCACAAUAAUUGAUAAUGCCUGUUCUGCAGGCUAACCCUGAAAACCCUUUCCUGGGUGGGCACUUAUUUGAAAAUGAGUGGGAGGGGUUGGGGUGAUGCGCGCUUAUUUGAGGCUGGAUGCUUAUUAACAUUUUCUACCUUUAGGAUGGGCGCAUAUUCGAGGUUUGAGGUUGGGUGUUAUUCGAAUAACUAAGGUACUGUGAAAAAGAUACCAAAACCUCCUGAUAUAAAACAUCGCUCUUAUAUAGUGACUACUGGGGUCUUAAGUUCAGGGUCUUACAUCCAUUGGUGUUACGUUCGGGGGUCUUAUUAUCAGGGGUCUUGAAUCCAGGCUUCUUACAACAAAAAGGCGUAUGGACAAGCAGUCUUCUUACAUCCAUGGGACUUGCGAUCAGGGGUUCUUACAUCCAGGGGUCUUACAUAAGGGUGUCUUACAUCCAGGGGUCCUACAACCAGGGGUCUUACAACAAGAGGUCUUACAUCCAGGGGUCUUACAACCAGAGGUCUUACAACCAGGGGUCUUAAAACCAUCGGUCUUACAACCAGGGGUCUUACAACCAGGGGUCCUACAACCAGAGGUCUUAUAACCAGGGGUCUUACAACCAGAGGUCUUACAACCAAGGGUCUUACAACCAUGUGUCUUACAACCAGGGGUACUACAACCAGAGGUCUUACAACCAAGGGUCUUACAACCAUGUGUCUUACAACCAGAGGUCGUACAACUAUCGGUCUUACAACCAGGGGUCUUACAACCAGGGGUCCUACAGCCUGGGGUCUUACAACCGGGGGUGACGUCACUAAAAACCCAUGUUAAUAAGGUAUAGUGAUUGUGUGAGCAUGUGAUGCGAUCACAAACUUUGUGUUCUUAAUCAGUUAUCCCCAAAUCGUGCACUGUAUAACCUGGAGUCUUACAACGAAGGGUCUUUUAACCAGGGGUCUUAUAGGCGGAGGUCUUACAGCAAGGCAUCUUACAUCCAGGUGCCCUGCUUUUAUGGGUGUUUUGAGUAGGAGUCUUACAACCAGGGGUCUUACAUCCAGGGGUGUAACGUUUAGUGAUUUUACGACUAGGAUUCUUACAUCCUGGGGUCUUACAAUCAUGUUUCUUACGACUAGCGGUCUUACAGCCAAUUGUUUUUCACAUUCAGGGGUCUUUACAUUCUUUUUUCUUCGUCGAUGUGUUCUCACAGCCAGGGGAAUAAGUGGUCACUAUAUAACAGCGACGAUUUAGAUAAGAUGGUUUUUGAUUUUUUUUUUCGGUAUUUGAUAUGUCGCCUUUUCGCAGCUGCUAAUAAUGAUCCGAAUUUACACUUUUUGGUUUGACCAAGUAAGCAAAAAAUCGGGAUUCUACUGUAAUCUCCCUCGACGUUUGCAGUGUUUACAAAUGUGCGUCCAUUUUUGUUACAUCUCCUAUGGCGUUUUAAUGUAUAGGCUCCUUUCUCGGCCCCUCCAUGUCGUCAAAGUGAAGGCGUUAGCAUUCAAAUGUUAUUCACCUUGGUCCUCAAAAUGGACAGUCUGAAGAGGACUUCACAAAAAACAUGGGGCAAGAAACAAAAACAGUGUGCUUGAGGGAGAAAGACAGGCGAGGAGGAGUUCGUAUGUCUUUCUUCCUCGUGCGUACCGUUUUUAGAACCCUGCGAGCAGUGGUUUCUCUGGUGCAUGGCUUUUAGCGUUUACGGAAUCGUUCGCGUGGUUUUUCUGUCGUCUAGUUAGUUUGUUUACGCCCCGUGAGAAAUCAACUAUGCGACAGACAAGCCACGCGAACGACUCUGUUAACGCUAAAAGCCAUGAGAGAGAGAAACCUCUGCUGGCAGAGUACGUUUUGACUGACGCUGGCUGGUAGAUAUCCCUAAAUGGAGGGCUUGCUAGCAGGCUUAUAAAAUCACAAUAUUGAUGUUUUAUUCCUAAGACAGAAACGAAAAGAACACGGAACAAGCCACAGGUGGUCACCAUCAUUUCCAGUAUGAUACACCCCUUGGGGAAUCUUCUUAAGCGAUAUGUUUUCUCAGGUUUUGACAUGCUUUUCUUUUUUGUCCAGGAACAUAAGCGACAAGUUGAGUUCACUCAAGAAAGUCUUCAAAAGGCAAAGCGAAAGUACUCCCUAGCUCUCAAGAACUUAGAAGGAAUAAGUGAAGAAAUUCAUGAGAUGAGGAGAAGCCGUGAAAGCCUCGACAUUAUUUUAACGGAGCGAGAAGAGGGAGUUGGGGCAGAGUCUCCGAUUGGUGAUCUUUCUCAUGAUGUUGUUAGAACUGAAGGCGAGUUAUCUUUACAAGACUUUGCUAAGUCUUCACCAAACAAUCCUAUGUAUGGAUUCAAAAUUGCCGUAGUUUCGGCCUCAAGAGAAGACGGGCAAGAAUUAAAAGGCCAGACAGUUUUAAACCCCAUGGAAGAAAGGGAUGGAGUCCUUGAAGGGUGUAGUGCUCUUGAUGAACAAGAACUUAAUAUUCAAGUAAGUAAACACGAGGAACUUUCUUGGGGAAACGGGCUUGAAUGCGAGGCUUCUAUAUGCCAAGAUAGAGUCGAAAGCAGUGAGGAAAUGACUGAACGGUGCAGUGAUGAGUCUGCUUUGAAUCCAGUUUGUCAGGAUGAGACCGAAAGCCUUGUCCGUUGCACUGAAGGAAUAAAAGAAAGUGGGGCUGUUGCCUCUUGCUUACCGGAUCACAAACAACACGUACAGCUUACAGAAGUAGAUUCAGUUGAGCCUCAAGAAACGUGCUUCACAGCUGAAAACUCAGGGGAUGGAGACGACCAGACCAGCGAAGCUGAAAAUGUUAACAAGUUGGAUGUAAAUACCAUUGAAGAAUCAGUUACAGAAAAGGAGUCUAUCACAGAAGAGGAAACCGCAGAUAAGGCUGUAAAUGAAAAGGUUACAAAGCAGCUUUUAAGUGACAGAGGGGAAUUGAGUACUACGGAUGAUAAUGAGGACAGAUCAGGAUAUAUAAGCGAAACUGUGACAGAAUCUGCUGACAUUGUGGAGAAAGAAACGACCAUAGAAACAGGUAUGGAACCUGCGACAAAGACGAAAACACAAACUGUGACAGAAAAGGCCUCAGCAACAGCGACAGAAAUUGUGAUGGACACCGCCACCACAGAAGCAAUGACAGAACCUGCGACAUUGAAUACAACAGUAACAGAAUCAGACAAAAGCACGGAAUCAAGUACUGUGACCGAAACUGUUACAGAAACAACCACAGAAACUGCGGCAAAGGCAAGCACAGAAACAGCGCCCGAAAUAAUGGCGGAUGGUUCGUCAGAAACUGUAUGAAUUGUGAGGUCACUUUCGAAACAAUGCAUACGAAACUCUACUAAUGGGCACCUAGUGCUUUAACCCUUCACUUCUUAACUAUUUACUCGCGUUAACUCAGCUAAGGCUAAAUGUACGUACUCACAUUGGUCAUUCCUCUGCGACACCUGGGGAAGGGCAAAAAUCGACCUCCCACCACUUAUGAAGGCUUGUCAUUAGAAGACCAUUGCCUCUGUUGUAACUUUGGCUUAAUCUUUGUGAUUCACCUUUCAUGACAACUGACGAAAUACUCAUAAAAAUGUUUUAAAAAGCCACAGACUUUUAUUUGGGGUGAUUUAGCAACGACAGCAAGGGGCUUCACAAAGACAAUGGUAUGAGGCCAGGUGAUGAAAUCGUUAUCGUCUAUAGAUAUGACGAUAAAAAUCUGUCGAUUAUCAUUGGCAAGGAUGGUUACUGAAAAUGUAAAAUAACGCUUUUAACCGAUUCUUUGACUUACUAUGCGUUAUCGUUUCAUUUGAAAUGAGUUGCUUACUAAAAUCUGUUGAAUAAAAAUUAUCUUCCGAAAGGGGAAUGCUCGAUAACAAAAUUAUGUUACCAUGUCCACGUUGUUUUAGAAAAUCCCCAGAAAGCAUCCUCGUCAAUUUUAUAGAGGAGUUCACGUAAUGAAGCGUAACGCGUCGUUGGAAUACAAUCGGAUUGUUCAACCGCGGGCUGUGACCUUUUGCAGUCUCUAGUUAACUGCAGAGGGUGUAUGUAGAUUUUUAUGUUUAGUCUCGGGGUAAUUAUUUCAGAGCAGAGAAAUUAUAGCUGCAAGCAGAUAAUUUAAAAACUGUCAGUUUAUAGUUUACGUAAUGCUAGCUAAAGCUAUAUUUAUUCACCAAAACAGAUGAUAGGAAUUUUUAAUUAUUUGACGUUGUGGCGCUAUUUUAAGUAGAAAUCGUGAUGGGAGAAGUUUCGUGAGUUGUCUACCCAUCAUUAUCCAUACGUGCAAAUAACCCCAUGAUUAUAUACUUAAGAAAUUAGAACAACUAGGACCGGGUUUAUUUGCUGAGUUCUAUUUAAAUAGUCUCACUGAAAGCUUUAACCUCAAACCCAAGAGUUAAAUGCAGAUUGUAAACUACCACAGGAUAGUACUG